Molecule: messenger RNA, 1656 nt
Organism: Aspergillus melleus
Lineage: Eukaryota; Fungi; Ascomycota; Eurotiomycetes; Eurotiales; Aspergillaceae
Product: putative transporter
Exons: 6
Coding region: 1-1656 (551 amino acids)
Biological process (GO): transmembrane transport
Cellular component (GO): membrane
Molecular function (GO): sulfate transmembrane transporter activity
Source: RefSeq, a predicted model, not a curated record
AUGGGCGCGGACGAACCCAAGGGGACAGUUACGGACUCUAGCCCAAUCAAAUAUGAUGGGGACGCACCUCAGUUGGGGAAUACAUCCUCGUCGUCGCUGGACCAGCCUCGUGCUCGAGUUAAAGAUUUAGGCGAAUGCGCUUUCGAUGCCGUCGAGGAUCCGAGAUAUUACAAGCCUAUCGAUUCGUAUGAGGGUAUUCACCGCUGGGAUCCAGAUUUUGAGUGGACAGAAGAGGAAGAAAAGCGAAUUAUAAGAAAGAUCGAUUGGCGCGUAUGCACGUUCGCAUGCGUCACCUUCUUUGCGCUCCAGCUAGAUCGUGGUAAUAUCGUCCAGGCCAUGUCCGACAACAUGUUAGAGGACCUAGGCAUGAACACCAACGACUACAACACCGGUCAGACUAUUUUCUACCUCAUAUUCUUGUUUGCGGAACUUCCGUCUCAGCUAUUGUCGAAAAAGUUGGGACCCGAUCGAUGGAUUCCCAUUCAGAUGUUCUGUUGGAGUUUGAUCGCAGCCUGCCAAGCCUUCAUCAAGAGCAAAGGAGGAUAUUUUACUUGCAGGGCGCUUCUGGGUCUCUUUGAGGGUGGAUUUAUUCCGGAUACCAUUUUGUUCCUUUCUUUCUGGUACAAAUCUAAGGAACUGCCCAUUCGCUUGAGCUUUUUCUGGGUAUCUUUCCAAGGAACUGCGAUCAUCGGUGCAUUCCUGGCGUUUGGGUUUCUACACAUCCGCGAUGACGAUGGAAAAGGCGGAUGGCGGUACCUUUUCGCCUACGAGGGUCUCAUCACCGGCAUCAUCGCAAUCGUCGCGGCUUUCUGGAUGCCUGCCUCACCCACGCAGACCAAGGGUGGCCUUCGAGGGAAGGACGGCUGGUUCAAUGAACAUGAAGAAAAGAUCAUGGUAAACCGCGUGCUUCGAGACGACCCUAGCAAAGGAGGUAUGCACAACAGACAGGCAGUGACGCCGAAGAUGCUUUGGCAUGCCGUCUGCGAUUACGACAUGUGGCCCAUUUACCUCUUGGGACUGGUCUGGAUGAUACCCAACACUCCGGCUACCAAUUAUAUCACACUGCAACUGAAGUCGCUUGGGUUCGGAACUUUCGAGACCAACCUUCUGACCAUCCCUGCAUAUGUCAUUUUUAUCCUGAACCUGCUCUUUUGGACGUGGAUUUCCGAGCGUUUCAACCAGCGCUUCACCCUGGGCGUCAUGACGGAAGUGUGGUGCUUGGUUCUGCUUAUUGCACUCGAGGUUCUUCCCGAUGGAACCAGCCCCUGGGGUCUCUGGAUAAUCAACGUUCUCUUGAUUGGAGCUCCAUACGUGCAUGCUAUCGUUGUAGCGAUGACCUCUCGCAAUGCGGGUUCGGUCCGUACCCGAACGGUUGCGAGUGCAUUGUACAACAUGAUGGUUCAGGCGUCGAGUAUUAUCGCCGGUAAUAUUUACCGCGAAGACGACAAGCCUCAUUAUCGCACCGGAAACAAGGUCCUCAUAGCUUUGACGGUCGUGAGCAUAUUUCUCUUCAUAUUCGCGAGACAAUACUAUGUCUGGCGUAACAAGCAAAAAUCUGCAAUCUGGGAUGCCAUGUCCACUGAGGAGAGGGAGCAGUAUUUGGCUGAGAACUCUCAUAGAGGAAACAAACGGCUUGACUUCCGAUUCAUUUAUUAG